This is a messenger RNA of Eriocheir sinensis (Chinese mitten crab), 4334 nucleotides long. RefSeq lists its product as uncharacterized. Lineage: Eukaryota; Metazoa; Arthropoda; Malacostraca; Decapoda; Varunidae. Gene Ontology annotation, biological process: microtubule-based movement. Gene Ontology annotation, molecular function: ATP binding; microtubule motor activity; microtubule binding. Bases 177 to 3932 code for a protein of 1251 amino acids. The record is from RefSeq and is a predicted model, not a curated record. The transcript has 15 exons.
UAAAUCUAGCCUGAAACUAUUAUAAAGUCAAAUAGGCGUUAUUAAGUCCAUCGCUAUCCACAGCCUCCCUUCCCUCCGCCCCUCCUCCUUCCCCCCCUCCCGCCAGCCCGCCUAACAACCUUCACGAUGUCCAACAGGAUUAAACAUCCCUGCCCCAUACCGCCUACUCCGCCACCAUGACACUUAACCGCCAGGGGCUUCGGCGGGUCAAUUCCCCUGGCAAGUCCCCAAGGCGGCAUAACUCAUCUCUGCGUAAGAAGGCCCUGGUGAAGAAGAUCUCUGGUGAGGUGCAGUUUGGAGCUGCGUCCAAGGCCAACCUGAAGGUCGUGGUGCGGGUGCGGCCAUUCAACCAUCGCGAGGAGGAGAGUGGUGCGAGAAACGUGGUCAACGCGCUGGACAAACACUCGCUAAUCUUUGACCCUAAGGAGGAGGAGGAUGGGUUUUUCUUCAAGGGGGCGAGACAGAGGUGUCGGGAUAUAAACAAGAAGCAGCCACUAGAGAAGAAGUUUGUGUUUGAGCAAGUGUUUGGGGACGAGGCAACCAACCAUGAUAUUUACCAGGCCACGGCUCACCCCCUUGUCGACACCCUACUCCAAGGGUAUAAUUGCUCGGUGUUUGCCUAUGGGGCCACAGGUGCUGGCAAGACCUUCACCAUGCUGGGGCAGCCUGAGUGUCCUGGCAUCACCUCUCUCACACUGCAGGAGCUCUACCGUCGCCUCAAUGAGCUCAAGGGCCAGCGACUGUGUGAAGUGGCUGUGUCUUAUUUGGAGGUGUACAAUGAGAUGGUGCGUGAUCUCUUAGGCAGCGGCAAGUCACUGGCACUUCAGGAGGCUGGGCAACAGGUGAUGGUGCCAGGACUGUCUCUGCACAAGCCCAGCAGUGCCGAGGAGCUGUUGCAAAUGCUGGCCCGAGGGAACCGCAACCGCUCUCAGCACGCCACCGAUGCCAAUGCUGAGUCCUCCCGCUCCCACGCUGUCUUCCAGAUAUUUGUGCGGCAACAGGACAUGGGGGCAGGCAAGGCCAAUGUGACCAUCUCCAAGCUGUCCAUGAUUGACUUGGCUGGGUCUGAGCGAGGGGCUGCCACAGGCUUUAGAGGAAGCAGAUUCAAGGAAGGGUCAAGCAUUAAUAAGUCCUUGCUGGCUCUAGGAAAUUGCAUCAAUGCCUUGGCAGAUGGCCACCGACACAUCCCAUACCGCAAUAGCAAGCUUACACGCCUCCUCAAAGACUCGCUAGGGGGUAACUGCUGCAGCGUCAUGAUAGCUGCCAUGUCUCCUGCCUCCACCUCCUACGAGGACACCUACAACACACUGCGAUAUGCUGAGCGAGCCAAGACCAUCAGAACCACUAUCAGAAGCAACGUGAGGAAUGUGAACCAGCACGUCUCAGAUUAUAUAAAGAUAAUAGAAGACAUGAAGGAGGAGAUAAGUAGACUGCAGGACAUGGUGAAGCAGUAUAAACAGAAAGAAGAAGAGUGGGAGUCCCAGGGCAAGGUGGAGAAGCUGAAGGAGGUGGAGGUAAUGAGUGAAGAGGAAAUGGAGGCACAGAGACAGCUGCAAGACGUGAGUGGGGAACUGAAGGCCCUGCGCCAAGAGCUGCUGCAGCUGGAGUCUGCCUACAGAGUUACAGAUCUGAAGAGAUACCACUGGAGUGCCCGGCUAGCCAAGGUGCGAGUGAUUUCCUUUGCCUCCCGCCGCCUGGACAAGACCCUCAACAAGUGUGAGCGCACCAUUCACUCCCUGGAGGUAAAGCUGACCCAGACAGCUCAUCGCAUAGAGAUGGUCCAGGGCAAGGUUACCAUCAGCCAGGCCAAGCUGCAGGCUGUCCAGGAAGCUCUGAACAGCUUUGGUUUGGAGCCUGGCCAACCCUCCAAGUGUUCCCAAGCCCUUUUGGAGAAGCACCAGGCCAGUGUUAUGCUGAGGGACAGGCAUCAGCUUGGGAUUCACUGUCAGACCAUGCUGGAGGAGGCACUGAAGGAGCAAAACACCUUGGAGCAGCUCAACCACGUGCUUCUCACUGCUGUCAGGGACUUGUAUCUGCAGUUCAACAUGAAAGACCAGUGCUGCCCUCAAGUUCAAGGCAUAUUCCAGCGUGUAGUGGAGGGGCUGGACGAGUGUCGAAUAGCCUGGGCGGACCAGCAGCGGGUGCCAGAAGAAGGUGGCAGCACGGCAGCUUCAGGGAGCCAGGAACUGGUGCUGCCGUUGGACCCUAUCCACUGGGGAUGCCUCCCCAGCCUCACUGAAGCUGUUAUUUCACCCACAGUCAUGGUUGAGCCAACCACCAGCUUCAGGAAGUCAAGCAUUAUGGCAGCUGUCAAUGGGCCAGUCCUUCCACGCCACCAUAUGGCAGAGGAGUCUAGAUCUUUAUACACUCCCACCUCCAUCAGCACCACCACUCACCCAAGACCAGUCAGCCCCUUGCCUUUACCCCAGGAGUGUCAACCUGGAGAAGCAAAAGAGGAAAGAAGUCAGAGCACAGCACUCGCCUCUCCAUUGCACUCUCUCCAAAGACUACCUUCAGUCCACUCCAGUGUUCAUGAGCGGGGGAGUGCAGUGCCUGCCACACCACUGCAGCAUGAAAGACAGCUAACUGGGAAUGGUUGUAUUAUCCCUGUUGCCUCUCCUGCCAGGCCACUGAACACCACCAUUGAUAUUCCUCCUGCCUCCCAGCUCUCUUCUCUCCCCUCCCCUUCCAUACCCAGAGCCCUUAACAUUACCAUUGACCUGCCAUCUUCAGGCAGCAGCACCACCAUCACUAGGGACAACUCUCCUCUUAAGCCUCUCAACACCACCUUUGAAAUGGAGUCCACUAACACCCCCACCACUUUAGUAACACCCGCCAAGACCAAUACCAGUGUUUCAGCUGCCUCACAGCUCUCCUCUGUCACUGCCUGCACCCCUCCUGUCAAACUACCAGACCCCACUGCCAACAUUCCUUCUGCAUCAAAGCUCUCCUCCUUCUCCAUGCCUUCCAUUUCAACUUCAGGUUUCCCCUCUGCCUCACAGCUCUCCACCAUCACAGUCCCCACCAUGCUCAAACCUCUCGCCACCACUACUUCCCCUCCCUCUGCUUCAAAGCUUUCUUCAUUCACCAACGCCACCAUGAAUCACACUACCAACAAUGACUUGCCCUCAGCCACAAACUUUACCACCGACCCCACAGACACACGCCCCCUCAGGACAGUCCAUAGUGAAAGUAAACUGUACCACAGACCCACCGAAGCCCACCACUUACACCCUAGAAACACAGACAACACAGCAGUACCUGAGGUGGCACCAACCCAUUCUACUACCACAGCGCCCACCACCACCUCAGCCUCGGGUCCCAAUGUGGUACGCAAGCUGUUUGAUGGCAAACCUGCAGGAUUAGACUCAACAUUCUGCAUAACCAUAAAAGACACCAUGGAAACUGAGGAAUCUAAUGUGUUGGCAGAUGCAGUAAGGGAGGCACAGCCAUUAUCAGAGGGCUCAUUAAACAUGAAGGCAGCUGCUGUACCUACCUUGGUACCUCCACCCAACAACCAGCCAAGUGUUCACACCAUGCCAGAGCAACGAUCGUCCAAGCCACUGCAGCUAGUCAGGGGCAUCAGAGGAAUGGCCAACCGGCGUGGGAUAAUGAACCGCACACCAUACAAGCCCCUGAUACAACCAUUCACCCCAGGGAAGGCCAUGGGAGGGGGGUUGAGGAGGAGUGUCAGCACCCCUUCCCUGGCCCCCCCAGCGCCCUCCAUCAAACAACCCACGACUACUACCAAGAAGAAGCUGAAGAGUCUGGCCACCAGUCUCCAAAGAACUUCCAGUUUCGUGACUAAGAGAACAUCGAACCAAGAGAAUGUGCCACCCCAUCAUGUUAGACGACCCCAUGGGCUGAUGGGGCGUGGUGCCUCCCCCUCCAGCCACACCAGAUCACCAGGCCACCACCUUGGCAAGACCUGAGGGGAGUGGCUGUCCCCCUCGCCCCAGGGUGUACCCAGAGUGGUGGACCAAGCAGAGGUAGCAGCUGUGGGCAGGGGCGAGGGUGUGACGGCCUUCAUUGCCCCCUGGAGUAUGCAUGAGACUGCCUGGCUCCACCGCACACCCACUCCCUCCUCCUUGCUGCUUGACCUGGUGGCCGGGCACCACAAGCGCCGCUCAGAUCAACACUGUUCCCUUGUACAGCGCCCUUGUUUACCCCGAUGAUUGAGGUCCAGGACAACUGACCCCUCAGGCUGUGUGUGGGGGUUCAGGUGGCUGGCUCUGGCAUGUACUAUUUUUUUUAUAGAGCAGUCACAGUGUCCUGUGGUUGGCUUGCUUAGUGUCACAUGGAAGAAGUACAAGAUAAUAAAAUUUUAUUGUUGA